This is a messenger RNA of Rhizophagus irregularis DAOM 181602=DAOM 197198, 1952 nucleotides long. The record is from RefSeq and is a predicted model, not a curated record. NCBI's taxonomy places the organism in Eukaryota, Fungi, Glomeromycota, Glomeromycetes, Glomerales, Glomeraceae.
UGGUGUAGAACUUUUAAUACUCAGGUGAGAAGCGUAAUAAUUAAAAUUAUCUUCCUCUUGCAAAGACUUGUUACGCUUCUCAGUAAAAAUUAAUUGACGCGUUUUCUUAUUUGGUCCUUCGGGAAGUGUCUUUUGUCACACAAAAUUAAUUCUGCUGGAUACUCUUUAUUGAAUUUUUAAUGCUUUGCUGUAACGAUAUCUUAAUUGUUGUGGCUAUAAAUGGAAGAGAGAUUAAAUCAAAUUACUGAAGUCGUCCGUUUCAUAACUGAAAAUGACGAUUAUAUUAUAAAAGGCAAUUGGUUUUGUCAGCAUUGGCGAUGCAAACACGAACCAAAAUGUAAUAAUGAACAAGAAUGUAGAAACAGAUGCCCACACGAACCGGAGUGUCAAACCGAAGAGCAAUGUCGAACCUUAUGGGUAUGCAAACACGAACCGAUAUGCGAAUUCAGAGAACAGUGUCAAAGAAGAUGGUCAUGCCGACAUAAUCCGAUGUGUCAAAAUAAAUGGUUUUGUAGAAAAAAUUGGAGAUGUAUGCACCCAUCACGAUGUAAAGACAUAUGGGAAUGUAAGUACAGAUGGACAGAAGAAUACGAACCACAUUGUCAAGGAAGAUGGCAAUGCUAUCACAGACAGAAAUGCCGAACAAAAUUACAAUGUCAAAAUAAGUCAUUUCAAACCGAAUGGAAAUGCCAGCACGAAGCCAAAUGUUAUAAUAAAUGGAAGUGCCAAAGCAGAUGGCAGUGUCAACACAAAAAGAAAUGUGAAAUGACGAAUUCUAAAAAAUCGAAGUGCCAAGCAAAAUGUCAACAUCAAUGUAAAAACGAAGAGGAAUGUCUGAAAAAAUCGCAUCAGGAUGAAAACGAAAAGGAACGUCUGAAAAAAUUGAACAAGUUUGAAACCAAAUGGAAAUGCCAGCACCAGUGCGAGAACCUAAGGGAAUGUAAAGAAAAAUGGAAAUGCUCACAUGAAAACGAACCAAAAUGUAAAGACGAAUGGAAAUGUCGAUCCAGAGGUUGGAGAUGCCAACAUAGUCCGCCAUGUGAAGGUUCUUGUCAAGACAAGUGGGACAGAGAAAAUGAAUGGAACUGUAAUCAUGCAAAAGAAUGUCAGACUAAUUGGCAGUGUCUAAACGAUCCACAAUACAAAAAUAAAUGGCAGUGUCUAAAUAAAUGGACAAUAGGAUAUAGCCAGAAUGAACUCAAAGCAAUUUUAGAAAAAUCCCACCAGCAACUAUAUAAUUUUUUUUCACAACAGUGCAAAGAAUGCGGAAAAAAUUGUAUUAUUUCGAGUUUCAUCCUAUAUAAAAGGUCAACAACUAUGUUCUUGGAGAGAGAGAUCAUUUGUCACCUAGUAUGGGCAAAAGCAAAAAAAACUAGAGGGGAUGUGUUUUAUAGAGUGUUUGGCAGCUGGAAAUGCGAUGAAAAUCAUUCUUGGGACAGCUCCUAUACUUGGAUAUCACUCCGAAAGUUUGUAGAGAAUCAGGCACGCUUGUCAGAUCGUGAUUAUUGGAAAAUUAAAUGCCAUGAAUGCCGGAGCGAUGGCAACAUUUCGAGUUGGCAGAUAAUUGUAGGAUCAAAAGACGGCCCCCUUCAUGAAAGAGAGCUAUGUGAAAAGUGUCGAAGUGGUGAAGUGUGUGUGCAAACAAACUCCUACUUUGGCUAGUGUGAUGCAUUAUAAAUGUAAUUAAUUUAUAUUUAGUAGGUAGUUGUCAAAGAGUAGCCCUAUAGGUGGGAACAUGGAUUUUCUUAUUGAAUUAUUUUUGAAUAAUAUUGUUUAUUUGCUUUCAUUUAUUAUAGUAUAUUAAAUACUGUUAUUAAAUAUACAGAAAUUCAUAUAUUUAAAUUAUUUUAUAAUAAAUAAAUUAUUAUAUAACGUUAUUCUAUGCCAAUUUUUACAAUUUAUUAAGAAAAGAAAAAAUAUAAAUUAUCAGAAUUAUAACUCUGGAAUUCAGG